CACCAAAAAUUGUGAGCUGCUGUAGAGACUAAACUAAUUAAAAUGGACAAGGCUAAUGAUCAUUUUAUAUUUACAUCUGAAAGUGUUGGUGAAGGUCACCCAGACAAGAUGUGUGACCAAAUAUCUGAUGCUAUUUUAGAUGCUUGUCUGAAGCAAGAUCCAUUGAGCAAAGUUGCUUGUGAAACUGCUACAAAGACUGGAAUGAUUCUCGUUUUUGGAGAAAUAACUACAAAGGCUAUUUUAGACUACCAAACCAUCAUUCGGGAUACAAUCAAAAAGAUUGGUUACAAUGACUCAAAUAUAGGAUUUGAUUAUAAAACUUGCAAUGUCCUUGUUGCUAUUGAGCAGCAAAGUCCAGAUAUUGCUCAAGGUGUGCAUGAAGGUCGAAAAGACGAAGACGUUGGUGCUGGAGAUCAGGGAAUGAUGGUUGGAUAUGCCACAAAUGAAACACCUGAGCACAUGCCAGUGACUGUUGUUUGGUCCCAUAACUUAAACAAGAAACUAGCUGAAUGUAGGAGGAAUGGGACUUUGCCCUGGAUUAGGCCAGAUUCUAAGGCUCAGGUGACAGUUGAAUAUGUCAUAGAGGAUGGUGCUUGUGUACCUCUUAGAGUGCAUACAAUUGUUAUCAGUGUCCAACACUCAGAAGAUGUUACUAAUGAAGAGAUGAGAAAAGACCUGAAAGAUGUUGUUGUCAAAAGUGUCAUACCUGAAAAAUACCUGGAUGACAAUACUAUAUAUCAUUUGCAAAGCUCUGGAGCUUUUGUCAUUGGUGGUCCACAAGGAGACGCUGGUUUGACUGGCCGAAAGAUUAUUGUUGAUACAUAUGGAGGAUGGGGAGGUCAUGGAGGUGGUGCUUUCUCUGGAAAAGACCCUACAAAGGUUGAUCGUUCAGGUGCUUAUGCUGCUCGUUGGGUUGCUAAGUCUAUUGUAGCAUCAGAUUUAGCUAAAAGGGUCAUUGUUCAAGUCUCAUAUGCUAUAGGGGUUAGUAAACCUCUAUCAAUUUUUGUGGAUACAUAUGGAACUGGUGUCAAAAGUAACCAAGAAAUUCUUGAAAUAAUAAACAAAAACUUUGAUCUUCGACCAGGAGCGAUCAUAAAGGAACUUGACUUAUUAAGCCCAAUUUAUCAGCAAACAGCAGCCUAUGGUCAUUUUGGUCGUGAAGAAUUUCCGUGGGAAAAGCCAAAAAAGCUCACUUUUUAAAUUUGCAUAAUGUGCAGUGUGUCUGCAUGUACAUGCAUAACUUUUUGCCAUGCACUUAGCUAGAACUUGCUAAACUCAGUAGAUAGACUAUAGUGUGAUUUAUAUUUUAUUAAAAUAACUGUGUGUCUGAGUAUGUAGAUGAUUUUAACCAU
Messenger RNA from Amphimedon queenslandica, 1352 nucleotides. RefSeq names its product S-adenosylmethionine synthase-like. The transcript is spliced from 12 exons. The coding region runs from base 43 to 1200 and encodes 385 amino acids. NCBI's taxonomy places the organism in Eukaryota, Metazoa, Porifera, Demospongiae, Haplosclerida, Niphatidae. Gene Ontology annotation, molecular function: ATP binding; methionine adenosyltransferase activity. The record is from RefSeq and is a predicted model, not a curated record. Gene Ontology annotation, biological process: S-adenosylmethionine biosynthetic process.